Paramuricea clavata is the source of this 6552-nucleotide messenger RNA. NCBI's taxonomy places the organism in Eukaryota, Metazoa, Cnidaria, Anthozoa, Malacalcyonacea, Plexauridae. The record is from the annotation of a GenBank genome assembly.
AUACACAGGUGCACCAUAUUUUGCUGCAAUUUCAGCGUUAAAGUUGGUAGGUAGCUAAGAAUUUGAUUUAAAUGUUUGACUUCUUGCACAUCAAGUGUUGGAACAGUUUAAGGACAUUGGCAAUAAAAAUUUUUAUUGCUUUAUCUGAAAGAGCAUAAAAAAAUAAGCCGAUUGGCCGUUUACUGCUCUAUUCUAUCUCAUCUGGUUCCGAAGUUGUACGCAAAAAUGUGAAAAAUAUAAAUUGCUGAUUCAGCACAACGUGUGACGUCAUUGGUUGGGUAAGUAUGUUUAUUGAAUAGUAAACUGAAGCAUAGCUCAGUUAUUAUUGGCUCAAAUCAAAUGAAAUUUUGCAUACAGAUAGUACAUGAUGAGACGCAUGGGAAAAUACUUCUAAUUUAGUUGUCAAGGCAACACAGUCAUUCCCAGGCCCCUUACACUGAUUUUGAAUAACUAGUUGCAUUUAUCUAUACUAUGUCAUUUUCGAAUUAUUAUCAUGCAAGUAAACUUUUGGCAUGCAUAGGUAUGGUACACAUACUUCUGAUAUUACUUUAUUCUUAUAAAGUACCAUGAAUGAAGCUGUUUUAUAAAAUUAGCGCAAGGGGCCUGGGAACGACAUUGUCACCUUGGCAACAAAAUUGGAAGUGAUUUUCAAUGCGUCUCAUCAUGUACAAUCAGUAUGCAAAAUUUCAUUUCAUUUGGGUCCAUAAUAACUGAGCUAUGCUUCAGUUUAGUAUUCAUUAAACAUACUUACCGAACCAAUGACGUCACACGUUGUGCUGAAUCAGCAACUUAUAUUUUGCACAUUUUUGCGUAUAACUUCGGAACUAGAUGAGAUAGAAUAGAGCAUUAAACGGCCAAAUCGGCUUAUUUUUCCGUGAUCUUUCAGAUGAAGCAAUAAAAUGUUCUGUUGCCAAUACCCUUUAAAUAUUAUGUUAAGUAUGUUGCUGACAGGUACUUUAGGGCCCGGUCUGAAGAGUAAAAUAUAAUAUAAUAGCACAGCAUUUGGAAAAAAUGUUUGUAUUAUAAACUUUGUAGUUGACUUGUGAUGACUUCUGAAGUGAAGUACGUUUAAGUGUCCAGCUCUAAUCUCAAGUUGAAGUUGUCAUUUGUCAAGACUCAAGUCAAGUGCGACGCUUUUAGACUUCAGUUCAAUAUAGAACAAGACGCCGACUCGGCGUUAACCUCGGGUCGGUGGAUAGGGGAUCGUCUGGUAAAUAUCCAAAAAUUGUGUAAAUCACGAUAGUUUAAUAGUUCACUAGUAUAAAUGGUGAAUCAGUUAAUCAAAGCUCCGUUUUAAUAUUGUUGACAAUAAUUACUGGCCCUCAUCAAACCUAUUGUUUUCUCUCUGCAUUAUAUCAGCGAAUGUCGAGAAGUUUUCAUUUAACGUUCUACUGAAAAACGGGAGCGGCCUUUUUGGGGUACAUCCUCGGGUAGAAGAAUUUGCAUCACAGACUACGUCAUCAGUUAGUUAUAGCGAUUAGUUUUGAGGUUAGGGUUAGGGUAAGGGUUAGGGUAAGGGUAAGGGUUAGGGUUAGGGUAAGGAUUAGGCUUAGAGAUAGGGAUUUGGUUAUAUCUGACGCCACAAACAACACAACUAGCCGAUCACGUGAUCACUUCUCCUCUACCCGAGGAACUACCCCCUUUUUGGUUGUAUAGGGAAAUUCCGGCUCAGGGGUAAAUGUUUAUACGCGUCAUAUUCUAUGUACGCGUUAAAAUAGCACACGACAUUAUUAAAAAUAAUGCAGCGUGCAUCAGUGCACACAGACAUUAUUAGCAAUAAUGCAUCUUCGUCACCCUGACAUGUACACGCGAUAACGUAAACAUCCCAAGAUGAGAAGGUGACAGUGCUAAAGGCCCCCCAUACGGUGUCGUCGGGUGCCUGAAGCACUGUUGGAAACGGUCGCUGUGAGUCUUUUCAGUUCAAUUUUAUAGAGAAAUAGUUUCGUUUGCGCUUGUGGGAUUUUAUCCUAGAUAUACGCAUGUGCAGAAUACACCAUAAGUUCUAUUCCCGUGAUUAUCCAAUACGCUAUUUGAGUAAACCUUAUCAUUAAUGAUAAUAUGUAAACUAGAACACUAUAAUUGACCUCCGCUUGUGGAGAUUUUAAUUUAGGGCGAUUAAUUAAACUGAAAUCUGUUCUAUCACAAUGCACUACAGUGCCUAUGGUUAUGUCUAUAUGCAUGUCCUCACAAAUGUCUAGUGUAACGUUGGAUAGGUUCAUUGUCAUACGGUCCCGACAAGCAGCGACGUACAGUUGUCUUCCAGCCGAAAAUAAUUACUUUUGAUUCGGGCCAGUAAUUAUAAUAGAUAACAAGUGAAAGUUGGCCGCGGUAUUCCCAUGCCAUGCAUACGAUGUAUUGUACAUUAUAUCAACAUAUACUCGAGAAUAGUUGUCCAGCUAAACAUGUAUGUCAAAAUUAUCACAUCUUCUGGUUUUAAAUCAACAAUUCUGACGGAUUUUGUGCAAGGACAGCUUCGGGUUCCGUUUCGCUUUGGCCGAUACUUGCCGGAAGUACACUUAUUUACCGGAAGUUGUCGUCUCCUCCGCAGGCUCUUCGAUCUUCGACUACGCGCGCGGCUCGAAAAAAAAAAAAAAAAAAAAUAGGAGCCGAAUUUAAGACCUCGGUGUCGUACCGACCCGAGGUAAUUAUAAUAAACUUAAUUGAUAUGCAUGCUAUGUUGCCGAAUUUAUUAGACGUUAAACUUAUUUCAGGGUUCGAUCCACAGGCCUUAAAAUCUUGGAAAGGUCCUUGAAUUUUACCUUUCCUGAAGGCUGGGAACCUUGUUAUUUUAUUAAUCUAGGACUAGGGCUUGAUAUGUUUCCGUAAGUGACUGCAUAAACAGUCAUAUAUCUAAGACUAUAAGGCCGGUUUCAAACGUCGCGCCUCUCAUGUGUAGAUAUUAUAUAAUACCUUAUUGAAUUCUGAUCGUUUAAUUGGCUGUUUAUGGUCACGUGAUAUUGAAUAGAAAAUUCCAUUUCCCAAGAGUGCACUCUUUGCGAGUGCAAUUGUACUAUACGUUUUAUUCCAACUGGCAUUGCACUCUUUGUGUUUUCGAUAAAUCGCAUCCGUCAAAAUGCUUCUCGUACGAAUCUAUUAGUCCAUUUUGGCAUUAUAUAAAACAACGUCGCCUCGUUGAAUGGAACAUUCUUACAUUCCAUCAUUCACCUCAUGAAAAUAUUCUUACCAUUGCACGAAUAAAAUUUCAUUAUUUGUAUAAUGAGGCAUUUCAGCUGAUUAUCUAUCGUUUUUAAUGCGUUCGGCACAUGAGAAGCUCGACGUUUGAAACCGAGGCCUAAUUGUAUUGUCUCUAAAUGCUCGAAACGACUAUAUCUUCUGGUUCAGUUAAAGCAAUGAAUAGCAGAGUAAGCGUGGGACCCGUUAUACCCGUGGCAUAUUGCAUAUCGUAGGCUACGGGGCGCGUGGCAUAUCGCAUCCAUAUGGUUAAUCCGGCACUGUAUGUAACAUGUAUUAGACCAGUGUACAUUGUUUGUGAUGUUACUCUGAGUGUGCAUCCACACCGGGCAAACUGAAAAGUUUGCCUGACCGCGGUGGGAUCGAACCCGCGACCUUGGGAUACAAGUCCAAUGCUCUACCAACUGAGCUACGAGGUCAAGUCGGUUCGAGUUGGUGAUAUUUAGUUCUUUCGAUAUUAAUGUAUUCUAAGAUAUGAUACUUUAAAUUGUGUUUGUUUAUGUUAUGUACUCCGGUGAAUAUGAUGUUUGUGGUUGAUCACGUAACUCGUCAACGUAGAGCAUUGCACUAGUAUCCCAAAGGUCGCGGGUUCGAUUCCCACCGUUGUGAGGCAAACGUUUCAGCUUGCCCGGUGUGGAUGCAUACUCAAAGUAACAUCACGAACAUCAUAUUCACCUGAGUACAUAACAUCAAAAGUAUCAGACCAGUACGUGUUCAAAAACGUACCCAUUCUAUUGUAUAUAUCCUGGAAUUGAUUAUGAGAAGAUUUCCUCGUUGAAAGUGGGGUUGUUAACACUUAUAGCGGAAGAAGAAAUCGAGCUUUCACGAAGUUUUCUAACCAAAUCGUAGAGUAUACCAAUCAUAAAUAUUAAUACAUGAUCUAUCUCAAUAGCCAUUUGGCAUCUUGCUAUUCCUUAAGAAUUGAAAUGUCAAAUUCCUAAUUUUAGAACCGAACGGUACAAAACUCCUUUAUCGUUAUAGCAAAUUUUAACGCGAACAGUUAGAUUUACAGAUAAUUCAUAGUAGUAUUGCUGUAUUAAUAUUUUAACCUCAUGUUGUAAUUUUAAUGUAUUCAGUUGUUUCAUGUAAUUACCAUGUAAUUCACAUUGAAAAUGUACAAUUUUUGCAUUAUCUAGGGUUGUGAUCUAUCACACGUGUUCUGUACUUCAGGAGCUUCUCAAGUUAUCAAAUCUUACAGUCCAGAACUUAUUGUUCAUCCUCUUUUGUAAGUGACUUGGAACCUUGUUAUACUGUGAUUCCUCUUGUAUAUAGAUUCAUAAACAUAUGUAAAUAGUUACUGUGACUGUCUUUUAUGUAUUAUGCUCUUGUGGCAAACAAUUUUAAUAAAAAAAACCCAGUUAUUGAAUGAGGUCGAGUAGGAUAUGAGGAAUUAAGGCCGAGGUUUGUGUUAUCUUCCGAAGGCUGAGGUAGAUAACACAAACCGAGGCCUUAAUAAUUCCUCAUAUCCUGCGAGAACCAAAUUCAAUAAUUGUUUUGUUAUUUAUUUGUCGGAAUACACAAAAAAGGUCGGCGACCCUUUCCUUUGAGGAAGCCAUUUGUAUUUUCUCGCUUUUGGCAUAAACCGCAUACAUUAGCGUGACGUCAUAGUGUGUUACAUUGUUUUUCAGUAUACCACGAAAUCACGUCAAACGUGGUAUAUUUGUUUUCAAUAUUCCACGGUGAUGUCAUAAAUCCAAAUUUGGGCAGGUACAGAGCGGAUUUGAGGAUUUCACUGAUAACUCUUAGCCAAACUCUUGAAUUAUUUUCAAUAAAAAUAAUAAUUUCGGUUAUUAACCAGAGCUAAGUUAUAAUGCGAAUGAUGUUGCAUGGUGCUAAUAAAGAAAAUAUUAAAUAUCGUAUAAAGUAUAAUAGUCGAAAAUGUGUUGACGAUUAUCACAAACAGACACAACCCAGCCUAGUCCCUGACCUUCCAAGCGCGGGCAAGUUACAGGCUGUCAUGAACUUGCGGGCUGUCAGUUUCGCAAAAAAUCCGAACUGGGUCGCAAAUAAUACAGCUUUAUCCCGUUCAACCUGCAAACCUUGUCGACUUCCCCCUAAAAUAAUGAGGCGGAAGCGAGAAGGCCAGGAGGUAGGCUGACACAAACCCAGUUAUUAAUCCAGUCCCUCUCGGCAAUCUGACGUCCGUGUUGCCAAAAACGUCGCUUUCCCUAAUAUAUUUAUUAAUGAUGUCCCUUAACUAAUUUUAUCCCAGUUUUACUGACGGCGUUUACAGCCGAAAGCACUGCUAUUAAUGAACUUGGAGCAUCAUGAGUCUUCUGAUCUUCAAUACUGUUAAGGCUUUCGGUUUAAUUUUCUCUUGUUGAAUCCGUACGGUACUGUGCUUCAAUAGUCUUCUAGAUCUGAUGAUAACAUUAGAAGGCACAAAAAAGGCCUGAAUGCAAAAAAUAUAUCCUGCCUUCAGUUUAUCAAUGCUUCGAAAAUUCAAUUUUGUAGGGACGAAGCUAACGCAGUUGAUGAAUUUUUAAAAUGGCUGCCUCGACUCCAUACCCUAGUUGUUGGGCCUGGAUUAGGAAGGGAUUCUCAAAUUCUUUCUGUAGUAAAGGUGAAACAGUCUUACUUUGUUAUAGAUGUAUGGUAAUGGUUAUACAUUUAACAACAAAUUAGAAACUGAAAUGGUAUACAUGUACGGGUACCCUAUUACCCUUCAUAUAAGCGCAGCACCCAUAAAUAAAUUUUCUGCAAUUUUGGAAACAUUUUUGACUAAAAAUUGACGUUUUAUACCACGCGCCUAUAAAAUUUCACACGCGACUCUCGUGCCCAGAUCUACGCUGAUGGGAUCUAGCUAUGAGAAUUGGCACAUUCGUUUAAUAAUUUAUUAAUAGUGCAAUAACAAUUAUCAUUAACCAUAUAACCACAAUUGAAAAUGUUGAUAAUUUAAAACAUAAAUUUUAAAGUAAUUUUAUAUCAUUAAAAGAAGGGUUAUGUUCAUGUCUAUUUAAACCGUGAUUUAACUCGCAAAUUUUGACGGUCAGAUAUAAGCGCACGCGCCUUUAUCUGCAGGCGCUUAUAUGCGGGGUGGUAGGGUAGUUUUGUAAAAUCAAUUGCAGGCUUUAUGUAUUUUUGACUUUUUCUUCAAAAUAGAAUAUUGUCAUGAAAGCCAAAGAACAAGGGAAGCAACUAGUGAUCGACGCUGUAUGUUAUGAAUUAUUUUACUACUUGACCAUGCAAGGAUGAAUAAUAUUCACUUGGUUGGGUUAAUGACAGAGGAAUACUCUCUACCAUUUCCAUAUUGCAUAUCAUAAUACUGUAUUUCAAACACUCAAUAAUUCAUAAGCUUAUUGGCAAAUCAUGUCAACCAUAAUAUGUCACGUGCAGUGGCUUUAAACCUGAUAAAAACAC